AUGGGUGCCGCGAGCAGCUCCGUGGACGUUGUGCGGAUGACGGACGAGGAGCGACAGCAGCAGGAGGUGGAGGAUGAGGGGGAAGGGGAGCGGGAGGAGGACGGAGAGGGGGACGAGGAGGGGGAGAAGGAUGAGGAGGAUGAUGAGGAGGAGGAUGAGGGGGACGAUGAGGGGGACGAGGAGGGGGACGAGGAGGGGGACGAGGAAGAAGAAAGGGAGGGCGGGGAGGAGGAAGAGGAGGAGGAGAACGCGGGCGCGCUGUGGCGUCGGUUGUGUCGGGCGGUGCGCAUGCGGUGGGGGGCCGGCGAUGGGCGCAACCACUGCGACCGCCUGGCGGAUGUGCAGCUGGUGGACGUGCUGUCGCGCCUCGGCGCGCUGGACCUCACGCGCGCCGCUCUCACGUGCCGCCGCUUCAAGCGCCUCUGCCACCAGGUGCCUGUGAUAGACAACGCGGGCGACAGAGUGAUAGAGGUGGCGCGGCUGCUGCGAGUGCUGCCGGGCAUCCUGGGCACGGCGAGUGUGGUGCGCCUGGUGAGCCCUGACAACGAGCGUGAUGCUGCUGCUGACAUCAUCGCCAUGCGCGCUCACGGCUUCCCACGCUCCUCCGCUGCUGCUGGUACCGCUGCUGGUGUUGCCGCUGCUAGUACUGCUGGUGGGACUAGUGGUGCCCGUGUGCAUAGCAGCAGUAGUGGUAGCAGAUUUGGCAGUGGCGGUGCUGCUGGCAGAGAGGGUGUGAGUGUGGGGGGAGGCUCUGGGAAUUUGCGAGGCGGAGUGGCGGGUGAGGAACGCGCGGAAGGAGCAGCCAGAGGCGCGUACGAGUGGGGGGGCACGGAGCUGUCGUGGACCAACCUACCCUGCCGGCAGGUGAAGAGCGUGGGCAUGUUCCUCAGCCCGUCCCUCACGUCGCUCACACUGGGCGUCGUGCACGUGCGGCGCCACAGCCUCUCUACCAUGGCUGUGUUGCAAGCGCUGCCGGGGUCGUGCCCGCGCCUGCGCACCCUGCAUGUGACGUGGAGCUGCCUGCAUAAGGAGGAGCUGCUUGCGGGGUUCAGAGGUGCGCACGCCCGCGCGCUGCUGCUGGGAGCCACGCUUCCAGGUGGGGGAGGGGGGAUUGGAGGCUUGGGGAUAAGGGUGAGGGGCAGGGGAUGGGGGAAUGCGGGGGAGGCGGAUGCGGAUGGGGGGAGAGUGGGGGGGUGGGGAGGGGGAUGGGUUAUGAGAGGGAGAGCGGGUUUGGUGGUUGGGGAGGAGGAGGAAGAGGUGAGGGCGGGUCCUGCACGGUUGUGGGAUGAUGAUGAUGAGGAUGAUGGGGAUGGGGAGGGGGGUGGGGUUGGGAAUGGAGAUGGUGAUGGGGAUAUGGGUGGGGAUGGGGAUGGGGAUGGGGAUGGGGAUGGGGAUGGGGAUGGGGAUGGGGAUGGUGCUUUUGGUGUUGGUAAUUGUGAUGAUGGUGGGGACUCUGGUUUGAGUGGUAGGGAGGGUGGGGAGGGCGAUGAGAGGGAGGAAGGCGGGGUGGCGUUGGAGCAGGAGAGUGAGAGGGUGGAAGGGGAGGGGUUGGGUGCGGAUGAGGAUGCUGAGGGGGAUGAUGAGGCAGGGCGGGGGCGGGACGAAGAGGAGGGUAUCUCGGCCCCUUCUAGUCCGGGGUCACUUGGCGAUGGGGAUGGGGAGGGAGAAGCGGAUGGGGCGGAUGGUGCGAUGCAGCAGCCAAGGGUGCAAGGAGAGAGGGCGCAUGCAGGGUUGGAGGGCGCAGCUAUGGCGAGGUGUCAGGAGCGGGGACAGCAGGCGGAGCAGGAGGAUCAGGGGGAACAGGGGGAGCAAGGGGAGCAGGGGGGCCAUGGGUCGCAGGGGGAGCAGGGGGGGCAGGGGGUGCAGGGGGAGCAGGGGGGGCAGGGGGAGCAGGGGGGGCAGGGGAAGCAGGGGGGGCAGGGCGAGGGGUACACUGGUCUUGCGAAUGUAGGAGCAGGGGAAGGGGGGGUGGGAAGCGGUCGAGUAGGGUGCGGUCUGGGAGUGGGCUGGGAGGGAGGGAGGAGGAGUGAGCAGACCGAGCGAGAAGGCGAGCUUAAGUGUGAGUUUGAGAGUGGGAGGGAGGGAAGGGGGAGUGAGAGAAGAGAGAGUGGGGAGGAUGGUGAGGAAGGGGUGAGUGCGGUGGGGGUGCGGCUACAGGACGUGGUGAGGGCAGUGGUGCGAGGGCACCUGCAUGCACACACCAGUGCUGACCGCCCUGCCAUUGCUGCAGCCGCUGCCGCGGCAGCACAGGAGGGUGAAGGGGAGGCAGAAGGGGUGCAGGGUGGAUGGUGGAGCGGAGGGGACAGUGAGGGAGUGGUGGGGGCGGACAGAGAGAACACGCAGGGUGCGCAAGUGGGUGAGCAAGGCGAGGGUUCCUUGCAGCACGUGCAGGGCGCCCACCUGGUGCUGCCGCAUCCCCUGCCUGCCAGGCCUGCAUCAGAACUCUCUCCUACUGUUAGUGCGCCUGUUGUUGGUUCAGGCGUGGGAGGUGGUGGUGUGGAGAGGGCAUGGGAGGAAAGUGAGGGGCUAGAGGGGCGAGGGGGACGUGGGGAGGGUGAGAGGCCGUGUGUGGUUGGGAGGGGGAGUGCACAUGAGGGCGACACUGCCGCUCCUGUGUCUCUCCCUUCUGCCAACCCCGCUGCUGCCCCCGUUGCUGCCCAGGCUGCUGCCCCCGUUGCUGCCCCUGCUCCUGCAGGCCCUGUUGCCAACCCCACUGCUGCGGACGGCCAUGAUGAGAUGAGAGAUGGAGCAGCAGAGGCGCAAGGAGCGGUUGAUGAGAGGGAGGAGGGUGAGAGGGAUGAGGCAAGGUCACAAGAAGGGCAGGCAAGAGGGGAAGAGGACAGGGACGCGAGCGAAGCGAGGACAGGCGAGGGGGAAAGGUUGACCGAAGCACAAGAGGUGGAGUGGGAGGAUGGGAAUGGAGCAGGGGAGCAGCAGCCGGAGCACGAGGGAGAGGAAGAAGCACGUGAUGCCAUGGCAGCAGCAGUCGUGGCUGCUGCCGCUGCUGCUGCCUCUGCAGAAGACGACAUAGACGCCCCAGUCGCAGCCGCAGCCGCAACCGCAGCAGCAGCAGCAGCAGCAGCAGCAGCAGCAGCAGGGGGUGACGUGCGUGUGCGGCUGGUGGAGCGGGGUCCCACGUCAGUCCUAUACGGCGCAGGCAUCAUGACCAGCGCAGUGGAGCGUCUACUCGCGCGCUGCCCCUGCCUGCAAUCCCUGCGCCUUCCAGGCCUUCUAGCCGCAGGGCUGGCAGGUGGGCAUGCGCAGCUGCAGCGGCUGGAUGUGACGCUGGUGUUUGAGCUGGGCACGGUGGUGCGCGUGCUGGAGCGCUGUGUGCGUGUGUUCCCCAAGCUCACGCACCUGCGCAUGGCCACACAGCUGAAUGCGCUGCCGGGGGAUGACGGAUCCCUGGCUGACCAUGGUGGCGCCACUGAGGUGCUCGCCCCUGCUGAGUCACAGCUACAGGAGGUGGAGCUGGAGAGCUUCCGCCUGCCGCUCACCAUGGCGCUCACCCUCCCCCGCGUGCGCCGCAUCAAGCUCUACCGCGGGGACGUGCACGCCUUCUCCCUGCCGCCCUCCCGCACCCUCACCCUCGCCUGCCCGCUCCUCACAGACCUAGACAUCGACUUUCUCAUCUCCGCGCCCUCCCUGCACGCCCUCGCGGCCUCAUCCCCUCUCCUCCGCAUUCUACGAGUGCGCCACCCGCCCGCCAUGGUCCACUUAGGCGCGGCCUGGGAGCACCUGCGGGAGCUCUUCCUGGGGGGGCUUGGGGAGAAUUACGGUGCACGGGAGAUCUCACUCGCGUGCCCGCGCCUGCACCAGGCGACAGUCGCCCUGGGGGUAUCACACACAGACAAGCUCUCGGUAGACUGCCCUCUGCUGCACGAUUUCCGCGUGCUCAGCUUUGGUCUCGACGCUGUCCUCUGCCGCUUCCACUGCCCCUCGCUGCGCUCACUAGCCCUCGGGGGGAUCGACCCUGGGCCUCUCGACAGCAUCGGGCGCGGGUGCCCAAGCCUGCGCAGCCUGGAGGUGUGCUGCCCGAAAGCCCACCACGUGGUGCUAGGGGAGGAGUUUGCACAGCUGGAGCGAGCGUCCAUAUCCGGUCUCGGCGUGUGCCGCACACUGCAGGUGCACUGCGCGCGGCUCACCUCCCUCACGGUCUACUGCACGUGGUCCGCGCCGUGCCUGGUAGAGGCCACUGCUCCCUGCCUCACGCAACUCAACUUCCGCGCGCGCCCAGCCGAGUGGGACCAGCCGGUGAGAUUCGCCCUGCGCUGCCCAGAGAUAGUGAAACUCGAGCUGCCGUUUGUCGUGGCAGACCUCGCCAGCCUGGGAGGCACGUGUCCGCGGCUGGAGCAGCUGAGUGUGGACUAUGUAGCCGGGGGGGUGCUGCGCGUGGGGCGGGAGUUCAAGGCCCUGCGCACGCUCAAGGUGGCACAUGCGCUCGCCAGCCUGCAGGACCGCCCGCUGCCGCCCAUCUCCGUGGUGGAUGUGUGCUGCCCCCGCCUCGUCACCCUCGUGUGCGGGUCCGCACCUGACAGCAGCACCAGUAACAGCAGUAACAGGCAUGAGGUGCUGCUGCAACCAUUCUCCCCCUCGGGUGUUGCCUGUGGCAUGGAGUCUCCCUCAUUCCCAUUCGUCAAUGCGCAAUCCACUCAUGCUGCGGCUGCUGCUGGCGGCAGCAGCACCUGGGCGCACCCAGACAUGCCUGCACGUGAGAAGCAGAGCAGCAGGCGUGUGAGCUACUGCCGCAUCGAGUGUCCUGCAUUGGAUCUUCUUGACCUCGGCGUCCUCCCCCUGCCUGCCCUCCGCUCCAUUGCUGCUGCCUGCCCCAAGCUCAGAGUCCUCCGGGCUGUGGGUCCCCUGGUUGACUGGCGUGUGCUAGGGGCCAGUGCAGCCGGGCAGGUUGUCGGCGGCAGUAACAGGAGCAGCGGUGGAGGUGUGACGGACGUGGGUAUAGAGAGGGUUGAUGGCGGCGCAGCAGGUGUGUGUGAGCCGUUGUUGAGCGAGGCAUGUGCUGGUGCGGGGCGGUGGGGGAAGAGGCCGAGAGAGAGUCAUGGGGCUCGUGAGGGGCCGUUCGGUGAGACAGUUGAGCAGAGGAGCAGGCGAGGGAAGACAGCAACAGGGGUGGCAAAAGAGGGCGGGUCUGAUGGUCCAAGGGGCGUUGACACAGUUGACGGUAGUGGGGAGGGGAGGCAGGUGACAGGAGGCACGGCUGGUGUGCGCAGUGGUGAGGAGGAGGGCGGGAAAGUGGAGGAUAUUGGUCCACGUGGCGAGAACAUUGACUUGCAUGGUGCUGCAGAGCACGUGGACAGGCGCACGCGUGGCUCGUCUCCUCGCAUCACCCCAUCUUCCCAGCCAACGCGUCCUGUAUCACUCUCUUCACCCACCAUUCCCCCUGAUUUUCCCACCUCCCCACCCACCACAACCCGUCCUGGCCCCCACGCUUCCCAUGACCCCGCCCUGCCGCGCUGCGUGUGCGCUGCCGUCCACGUGGGGGCGGCGUUUGAGCGCCUGGAGCACCUCUCCCUCACCCUCCUCGACUCUGCCUUCGGAGCACAUUCAGGCCACCCCGUGCCACCGCCCUCGCCCAUCGCCCCCCCUUCCUCCUGCUUCCCACCGCGCACCGGGCUAGGCCUGGGUGUUUCUGCAGGGGGGGGUGGUGGUGUGCGGUUUGCUUCGGCAGCGCUGUGGCCUGGUGUGGCGGUGGGGAUGGCCCGUUCGCGCACCAUUAGGCAUGGGCGCGUGCCUGAUGCUCCGCUGGGUAGGGCGCUCGUGAGGGAGAGCGUGGGAGAGCGGUCGUUUAGGGAGAGAGAAGACAGGGUGGUGAGUGUGGUGCGUGGGGAGAGAGAAGACAGGGUGGUGAGUGUGGUGCGUGGGGAGAGCGCGGCUGGAGGGGAGAGGGUGGGGCGCGACGUGAGCGAGGAUGGGGCGUUGGAACGUUGGUUGAGCGGAGAGGAGGGGGUUCUUGAGGAGAAUCAGGAAAGGAGAAGAGUGAGCGAGGGAGGGCGGGAGGCAGGCGGGGUGGGAGAGGCGGUGCAGAGUGGUGCAGCAGGCGAUGGGGUGGGUGGUGUGGGGGAGGGGGCGCCGGAGAGUGGUGGCAUGGGUGGGGGCUUGCAGGUGGGAUCAGGGCGUGCGAGUGGUGAGCAUGCUUCGGGUGGCCUUUUAGAUUCCAGGCAGGGAGGAGCACGUGACACGAGGGGGACAGGUGAGGGGCGAGGGGCAGGUGAGGGGAGAGGGGCAGGUGAGGGGAGAGGGGCAGAGGAGGCGUUGGAAAGGAGCGCAGUGGGAGGGGGUGAUGGGGCGGUGGCAGUGGUGGCAGAACGGCAAGCGGGCAGUGCGGUAGCAGCAGCAAGUGUGGCGGCAGCAGCAAGUGUGGCGUGGGUGUCCGGUCUUCGCCGAGGGCAGAGGAGGCGAGUAGCAUGGGUGGAUGAAGGAGGGCUGACAGGGGGGAGCAGUGCUGUGAGCUCACAUGCAGGAACGGGUGGCAGGGACGCUACAGGGCGUGCAGAGCGCGGGGGAGAGUGGGGGCAGAGGCGAGUGGAUGAGAUUGGUGUGGCAAGGCAUCGGGUGGUGGAUGGAGGGGAGAGGCGGGGUGAGGGAGUGGAGGGUGGUGGUGGGGAUAGUGGAGGGGUGUGGGAGUGGGAUGAGAGGGAGAGAGUGAGGGACAGGGGGGUGUCAUGGCAGGGAGUUAGGGCAGAGGAGGCAGAGCACACAGGUGCACGGGGAACGCAACAAGCAGCAGCAGCAGCAGCAGCGGCAGCAGCACCUGGGAGGGAUGAUGUGGUAGGGGUGGGCGUGGGGCAUGAGGCAGGGGGGUUGAUGUGGGGGCGAUCGAGUCAGCUAGCAGGCAUGUAUGGGCGCGUAGGUGAGCAAUUCACUCGCCCCGUCACGCAUGUCACCCACAGUGCCGCUGCUGCUGGUGGUGCUGCCUACAAUUCUGGAAGGCACAUUGGAGGGGAGAGGCCAAGGGAAGGGAGGGGAGACGGAGAAGGGGAAGGAGUAGGAGCUGGGAGUAGAGGCACGGGGGGAGGGGCAGUGGUGUUGGGGGUACGGGGAGGUGUGGAUGUGACAGGUGAAGAGGGGGGUGUGGGGACAGUGGGUGGUGGUGGUCGUGGGUGCGAGCAUGGCCUGGGGAAUGGUGAGUGCAGGGAUGCAAGUGGCCGUGGGGGCAUUGGUGAGGGCAGUGGUGGGGGCAGUGGUGGGGGAGAGCAUGAGGGUGCGCGAGUGUGUGUGGACGUUCAUCUGUUCUGCCCGCUGCUGAAGCAUGCUGAGGUGGUGCUGUGUGUGGGGCGACUGGGGGACGUGCGAGUGCAGUGCCCCUCCCUCAGGAGCUUGCUGCUUGUGCAUGGCGAUAGGGGCCCACACACGUUCACAGUGGACUGCCCGCAGCUGCAGCGCUUCAAGUGGGUACAGGCCAACAGCCACCGCCGCAUCUGCACGCCCAUGCUCCACGCCAACACACGCCUCUCCCCCGCACACCUCUCCAUGCUUUGCGGCACCCCCCUCUCCUCCCCUGCCCGCCCUUCCUCCUCCGCGCGCUCUCCCUUCAUCCCUCCCUCAUCCUCCCUUCCCACCUCCGCUCGAUGCAGUACCUUCUCCACCUUCUCAGCAGCACCUGCACCCUUUUCCUUGCCACCGACUCCGUCCUCCUCAGCCCAACCGCCAGCCGGCGCUCCCCCGUCGCUCACAGCAUGCCUACCAUCGUUCAGUUUUGGAGCAGCGUGUGCGGCGGUGAGAGAGGUGGACAUCUCCAAGUGCUGGGGGUUGCCCACCAGAGCUGCCCCGGGAGGGGAGUUCCCACGCACUGGCAGUGCAGCAAGCAUCAGGGCAGGGCCGGGCAGGCUGUGGGGCCGGGGGGUAGUGAGUGGGGAGCGCGACGGGAUGUUUGGCAGUGGUGGUGGGGGGGAUGGAGCUAGGGGGAACGGGGGCGGCAGGGGAGGGAGGGACGGUGGAGGAGGGGAGUGUGGGUCGGCGGUGGUAUUUGGGCCGGAGUGGGCGAGUCUACAGAAGCUGCUGCUGUGGGAAGUGGCUGCCACGUCUAUCACUGUUGCCUGCCCAAGGUUACAGAAGCUGACUCUGUGUGUAUCUCCAUCGUCCCCUCACACCCCUGCUGCCACGAGUAUCACCAUCAACUGUCCUGCCCUCGCCUCUCUCUAUCUCGACCUCGGCAAUGACCCUUCCUCCUCCACCUCACCCUCUCCACCCCCGUCAACCACCGCUCCUGCCGCCGCUGCCACUGCCACAGCAGCUCCAUCCCGCAUGCCCUCGCAUGACCACCCACCGCACAGACCACUGGUGCUGCCUACGCUACCCCGCAUUGCAGCAGCCCCUCUGCUGGCCCGUGCUGUCAUUGUGGUUGCGCUACCAGAGUGGGCGCUGCUCUCCGCACUCUCACCGCUACUGGGCCCAGCCCUGGAGCACAUGUAUGUCGUCUCGCAUGUGCUCAAGGACCCGGUAGGGCUGGAGAGGGAGCUGGGUCUGCGUGCCAUGGGGUCACACCAUCACAUCUAUGCAUCCCAUGUGCUCACACGGGCUUUCAAUGAGUUUUCUGAUCUCUUUGACCGCCGCGCCUUCCACACGCUGUGA
This is a messenger RNA of Closterium sp. NIES-65, 8586 nucleotides long. The record is from the annotation of a GenBank genome assembly. Lineage: Eukaryota; Viridiplantae; Streptophyta; Zygnematophyceae; Desmidiales; Closteriaceae.